Histoplasma capsulatum G186AR is the source of this 3602-nucleotide messenger RNA. RefSeq names its product RNA binding domain-containing protein. NCBI's taxonomy places the organism in Eukaryota, Fungi, Ascomycota, Eurotiomycetes, Onygenales, Ajellomycetaceae. The record is from RefSeq and is a predicted model, not a curated record. The transcript has 2 exons. The coding region runs from base 1 to 3423 and encodes 1140 amino acids. Gene Ontology annotation, molecular function: RNA binding.
AUGCUGAAGCCCUUUCGAAUCAGAGAUCUUCUAAUCCCGACCGAUGAGGAGGAGCUUGAUCAUCCCGGAUGUCCUCCACUAGAUGGACAAGACGGUCCAAAGCCGAUUCCUAGAUCACAUCCUGAUGGCGAACUGGUGAUGGCUUAUAAGCAGCCUAAUAAUGGUGAUGACGGUAAAUUUUGUCCAUAUUCGACCUACGAUUUGCAAUCAAUCCCGUCUACGGAUGCUGAUGGAAGAACAGCCAAAAAAGGUAUCGACAUCCUGAUCCCAGGCAAGCCACCUUCCGAUCGCAAUGACAUGUCCAGCAAUUUAAGGAGAAAUAAGUGGACUAAUGCAACAGUUACUCCAUCACCAGCAACAGAUCGCCACGGUAUUGUUCGGGUUUCAGCUGAGGAAUACGAUGAAACAAUUGCGGCUCAUCCUCAAUCAAAAUUGACUUACAUGGAUGAGGAUGAUGGAGACACAAUUACCGUCUGUUCUGCUUUCGAGCUUACUGAGCGCCUUAAUGAGCCCGCAACAUCAGCGUUUGUGUAUCAAUCAGCUGUUUCUAGCUAUGACCAAGGACAUGAAGGGCCCAUGCAUAUUUUUGAUGUUAAUCGUACAAAGUCUGUAUUGGACAUAUGGAGAAGUUUCGAGAAAAGGACUGCUAUGGAAAAUAGACGGUUGGAUGCCUCUGUAUCAGCUCAUCAUGAAGCCACCGCUGCAAAGGCGGUCGAUGGCAAUAGCGACGUCCGCCCGGAGCCCGUAUGCAAGAUAAGCAGCAGCAAUGAUCCUAGAGAUCACCGGCUUCAAUCACAAAAUUCCCCUCCAACUCCCCAAACCACAUGGCAUCAAAAUGAAAUUGCAUCAAUUCCCCCAGUCAGCUCGCUUGGCGGUGAUGAACCGUCCGAACCUCGUGCUUCAACAGAUGUCAAACCAUCCCAGGAAACUACUUUCAGACACCGUCAUGCCAGGGGUAGUACUUCUGACACUCAGAUAUCCAUCCCGCCGGUGUCCCUUCCGGCAAUAAACCCCUGGGCUUCGGUGGGCACUUGGCCAUCUGGUUUCGAGUCUAACGGCUUAACGCAAAGGGAACCAGAAAGUCGGGAAUCGCCAAUCGAAGAUAACGUACCACUCUUGGCAUCUUUUGAGGCCGAAUUAUCAAAGAUUAUGAAAGAGAAACCUGUUGAUUCGCCUACCAUUGAGGCACGGGAACAAAACACCACUCAGACUAUCUCACAGUGCCCACCUGCUUCACAUCCCGUACCGAAACCCGCCGAGGUGUUCGCUCAAACUAUGCAAACAUUGCUUACAAGUGUUCGCCACUUAACUUCGGAAUUGAGGGCCAAGCUUCCCGAAGUGGAACGCCGAUUAUCAAAUGCACACCAAACCAUUCCCUCGACAGUAGAAACAACUCUUUUCAAUACUCUCAGCGCCAUCGGUAGCCAUGUUCAGAAUCUUGCUAAUGCUAUGCAAGCCACUGCUACUUCAUCGAGAGCAGCUGCUGACAUGUCCAGGGAAGCUGAUCUGCUGGCCACUGACCAAAUAGUCAAUGGCCUCCGCACCCUAGCAAGAGAUAUUAGACAAAUGGGUCGAACUAUGUUUGCUUCUUUCGAUGCUACGUCCGGAAACGUAGGAUCACAAGAUCGGCAAAGCGGAGAACUCCCUCUAGGAAAUGCAGAUACCCUCAGUCAAUCCAACCAACUGUCUACCUCCUUGUCCAAUGUUUGCCUGGAUAAUUCGCAUCCCUCAGACCCUUUACCCGAGGUUCCCACCUCUCCAGCAUCCACAGAAAGCGUGAGGCAGACUGCAUUUCCACAAGAAACACCAUUGGCAGACUCUAAUUCCAAUACUACCCUAUUUAUUGGCAACCUUCAUGAUGCCGUUACCGAACAAGAUGUUGCAGCCGCCUUUGCGGACAAAGGCUUCUUGGGCAAAGUAAAUUUGCCCCAUGAUUUUUCUACGGGUAAACAUGCCGGGUUUGGCUUUGUUGAUUUUCCUUGUUUCUUCGCCGCGUCUGGUGCUCUCCAUGCUCUUAACGGAGGCCAGCUCCAUGGCCAGGUUAUAAAUCUUGAAUUUAAUCAUGGUGUCGGCAUCAUUAAUGAUAGCGCUAUCCAACAGCCACCCACCCGGGCAGGACGUGUUUCAGAAACUCAUCGACAUCGCAAUAUAUCUCGCCCUCUCCCAGACAUCCCCAAAUCUCCGAGGCUGUCCGUCUACGACCUUACGCGGACAUCGGCUCUGGACGAUGCCAGGAACUCCGGUACCGCCUCCGCUGGCAUCAGACGUGCCAAAUCUCUCGGAACUUUACGGCGACCUGUGGUCCAUGAUCCCCCAUACCACAGAGCCGCUGCCAUGGAUUAUAUCAGAGAGCAGAUAGACCAGGAGAGAUCGAAUGUUGAAGUUGGGGGUUCGCCUUAUCAUUCCUCGACUAAUUCUGAACAAAAGACACCAAAAACUUCGUAUUCAGCUGUUGCCGUAGGCAAUAAUGUAUUAGCUGACCAACUCGAUCCAGAGCCGGAAUUUUCAGCUCGUUACCCGUCCCUGGUACCUGAGACUUAUAACCAUGAUGGUAACCAGUCUCACCAACGACCUCGUCAAAGUCAGGAUGUUAGUCGCUCCCUUAGCCUAGAAUCUCAAAUGGCACGAUUCCCAACCGUUUCCCAACUGGAAUCGCGUACUUCUACCAUGCAACGACCCCAACCUCGCGAUAAGCGGAGCCCUAGCAGAUCUCCUAUAGCUACAGCUGGAAGUUCACUACCUGAGACACUUGCUUCUGAUGAUCACGCCCGCAAUCUGCGCGACCUGCAUCCACAACCACCGCCAGCAGAAGGACGUGGAAUUCCGGGAUCUUGGCCACCAGAACUGUAUAGUGCACAGUUAAUGAGGCCUCGAGCGUCAUCUCCAACACGGCCUAGUGAACUCCGUCGCUCAAAUACAAUAGCCUCCAAUUCGGCAGUAAGACUUUCUGGACCGUUUGUUCCUUUCACUGAGCGCCAUCAGCGCAAUGGACACUCCAGCCUUCGACGCAGCGCGACAGAACGCCAAAACCGCCGACCUCCACGAGUGGCUUUUAGCAGGCAUCGCCAUGCGCUCGAAGACCGGGCCCCAAUUCCCAAUCCACACCUGACCCCAGGCCAAUCAGCAGAUGCCAUUUCCAAUAUCCCGGGUAGUUUCCCCGUUGAAACCAUACCACCUGUUCCUCCUAAAUCCAUCCAUCAAUCUGCCGAACGCCAGCCGGAAAUGCAAGAGCAGAGUCGACCAACAAACGAUAUCGAUCGAUGUAUCGCUCAUCUCGGGCUUCUUGGCUAUGGCUAUGACCCGAGUCUUCCUUCACACAACCUGCACAUAUAUGCAGAAGCAUCAAAUGGUAACCUAGAAGACGCGAUUGAGAUGAUUGAAGAGGAGAGGAAGGCAUAUGAGCAACGGACUGUAUUUCGGUGAUUGAGCCAUUUUUUAUAGAAAUUUAAAUAUCUUUUCCAAAUCAUCUCCAUUCUGUUAUUCAAAUUGGCAACUAUGUAUUUGUCUAGGGCGAGUUCUUGGAUUUUUGCUUUUAUUUUUUUGCAUUUGAUUCUCGCAUAGUCUGUCAUUAGCUACAUAUGUUACUAUCGUUUCCGCUGCAG